AUGAUUAAACUUCCUCUUCAUCAUCCACCAUUUCCGCCUCUUCACCUCAUGGACAGUGAUAAGGAUACGGUCAUUAGUCUCGUGGACACAAUACUCACCGAGGCAAGAGAUGAAUUCGAAAAGCACCUUCAUUGCAACAACGGGGUCAUACAGACAACGCAUUGGGCCCAAGUCAAGCAAAUUAAAGACGUUGUCGUGUAUCAAGACCGAAAGGCACACAAAACCCGUUGA
Messenger RNA from Peronospora belbahrii, 231 nucleotides. Lineage: Eukaryota; Oomycota; Peronosporomycetes; Peronosporales; Peronosporaceae. The record is from the annotation of a GenBank genome assembly.